Messenger RNA from Rotaria socialis, 1572 nucleotides. NCBI's taxonomy places the organism in Eukaryota, Metazoa, Rotifera, Eurotatoria, Philodinida, Philodinidae. The record is from the annotation of a GenBank genome assembly.
AUGAAUCGAUCUAAUGUUCAUCUUCUGGAUCUGCCGAAUGAAAUAUUACUUACUAUUUUGAGAAAAUUGAAUAAUAUAGAUGUUCUUUAUUCAUUAUUGGACAUUAAUAAUGGACGACUUGACAUCAUCGCGCAAGAAAAGACGUUCACUAAUAUUCUCAAUUUCGUACAUAUUGAUGAAAUUUCUUUAAUUGAUCGCUUCUGCAUGUACAUAUUACCAAGAAUUAAUCAUAAUAUCAAAUAUUUCAUUCUUGAACCAAAUUUCAUGGAACGUAUUCUUCUUGCUGCCGUUUAUCCAAAUCUAACUGAACUUAAACUCUUAAAUUUCGAACAACAAAUUGCUUCAAAAUAUUUUACAGAUGAAUCAUCGCUGCGAUCUGUUUUUCAACAACAAAUUACAAGUCUUAUUCUUGUUACUAAUGAUAAGAGCGCAAGAGUAGGUUCAUCGAAAGAGUAUACAAGAAAUGUAUAUGCGUACAUUUUGAAUUUCUUCAAAAAAUUAACACAUCUGAAUAUUAUUGGACCAUAUGUUAUGUUAUGUCCAGGUUUAUCACUUCGUGAUUUACCGUCGACUACUUUUUAUUCUUCAAUUUUGACUCAUUUAUGUAUCAUAGUAGAAAAUUUUGAUGAUUGUCUUUAUUUACUUGAUGGUCGACUCAAGCAAUUGACGACAUUUAAUGUUAAUGUUUAUUCCAUAGACACUUCGUCAACAAUUGUUCACAACACGGACAUGUUACCUAAUCUGAAAUGUUUCUCAUUAAAAUCUUACUUUCGAAAUCAACAAUAUGAAAAAAUACCAUCGCUUCUUCGUCGUAUGCCUUAUCUGGAACAUUUAACUUUAUAUCUUUCUAUAAAAGGUCGAAAUAGAAUCAUCGAUGGUACUUGUGUUCAAGAUGAUAUUCUUGUUCAUGUGCCACAACUUCAUUCAUUCACUUUCUAUAUUAGUACUUAUAUUGACAUUGGAGACUUAUCUCAUAAUUUAUCUCAUGAACAUAUCCAGCAAACAUUGAUAAAUAUCGGACAACAAAAUGCGACUUCUAUCAUCAAUAAUCUUGGUACAUGCGUAGUUGAAUGUUCAAUUUUCUCCCUGCCUUUCUCAUUUGAUUAUCUGCUAUAUCUUGGCAAUAUAUUUCCAAAUAUUGUAUUCAAUUAUGUGACAUAUUUACUUGUGCAAGAUAGAGACGGAUUUAAACAUGAAUUCUUCGUUCGAAUCGCCCGAUCGUUUCCAUUACUUAAGUAUUUGCGUAUUUACAAUAUCAAACCGCAGGUAUCAACUGAUCCUACAUUAUCAUCUGACCAUAGCCAAUUAUAUUCAAUGAUUGAAUAUCCGCAUCUUAUGUCACUUGAUGUGGCCUAUAGCAAUAAAUGUUAUCUUGAACAAUUUCUGAAUGAAACAAAGGCAUGUGUACCGUGUCUAAUCGAAUUGGCAAUGUCUCAGUAUGACUUAAAGAUUGUGACAAACAACUUUACAAGAGAAGAAACACGACGGAAUUGUGCUAAAGUGAAACAAUUAAUUUCUAUUCAACCAUUGGAUAAUUCGCAAGAUUUGUAUCAUUAUUUUCCUUCGUUAUAA